GCUCUACCGAAUUUCAACCUCGCUCAGAAUUUGUGUCAUCUCAUCCGAUAGCAACAAUACACCACUCCCGUCAUCACCCAGCUGGUGCCAUAUGUCCCUUGUCACUCUAGAGGACUUCUGUUCUGCAUAGAUAAAAAAGGCACGAAAACAAAUACAAUACAAAAUGGAUACGCCAUACGCAACAGAAAUCUCCAUCGCCAUCCCAACUAUCCAACUUGCCGCCCGCAUCUCCAAACACGUGCUGGCAUCCGCCAACAAGGGGACCAUCGAGAAAGCCGAAGACCUUUCUCCCGUCACCGUAGCCGACUUUGCCAUCCAGGCCUACCUCACCAAGGUCCUCUCCUCCUCUUUCCCCACCGAUAGCUUCGUAGGCGAGGAGUCCGCUGCCGCCCUGCGCGACAACCCCGACCUACUGCAGCGCGUGUAUGAUGUCAUUCACGAGUGCGUUGACGAGGUCUCCUCAUCCAGCAACGACAAGAAUGAAUCGCAUGCUGUGAUGGCUGAAGUGGUGAAGCGGGGUGCGCCUGAAAGCAAGGAUCAGGUGUGCGAGCUCGUCGACCGGUGCGGCGAUGGUGGCAAGGACGGGCUGGGUGCCGACUCGGGACGGACGUGGGUCUUUGAUCCGAUUGACGGCACCAAAACCUUUGUGUGUGGUGAGCAGUAUGCUAUCAAUGUUGCGCUGCUCGAGGGUGGGAAGCAAAUUCUCAGCGUGGUGGCGUGUCCGUUGCUGAGCAGGAAGGCGACGGCACCGGUGGGCAAUGCGAGCGUGUUCAAGGGCGAUGAUGAUGAAGAUGGCGAGGAAGGGUGUAUCGUGUAUGCGGUUCGAGGUUUCGGGGCGUACGUGAGGCCCUUGUUUGUCGGACAGGGCUCUGGUUUGACCAUGUGCGCUUCAGAGUCGCUGAAAAGACAUGCGGAUGGCGUUACUGUUUCCGGGCUGAGGUCGGUAUCAUGCUGGAACACUCCAGGAUCGGGCGUGGACGAUGCACACAAGGCGGCUACCGAGAGGCUCGGUGUCGAGUUCCCGGGUUCCGACCUGCUUGGGUGGGUGCCGAGGUGGGUGACCCUGGCCCUUGGGUUGGCGAACAUGACGGUCUGGGUCUACAAGAGACGUGAUAGAUAUGCGAAGAUCUGGGAUCAUGCUGGUGCUAUGCUUCUCUUUGAGGAAGUUGGUGGCAUGAUUACGGAUGUUGAUGGAAAGGAGAUUGAUCUGACAAAGGGGAGGAAGCUGACUGGGAACUUUGGAUUUGUGGCCGCGCCACGAAGCGUCCACCACGUUGUGUUGAAGGCUGUGAGACAGACCUUGAAGGAACAGGGAAAGGAGGCACUUCUCACUGCGGCUUGAGGCUCAACAUCCUCCCAAGAUCGGAACGGAACCUUUAGCGGGAGGAUAUCCACAACCGGGUGUCUGCGUAUGAUUUCAACUCUUCCCUUAAAUCCCCUCAUUUCUUUCUUCCACUUUCCUGGACAACCAUGUGUGAGCUAUCAAUAUUGCUAGUCAUGGACGGACAAAAUCUGUUGUGGCAUUCCUAGCACGUUUUGCUAUACCUAGCAAAAGACACCUGGUGCGAUGCAAAAUUCCUUCCCGCUGCGUACUUUUAGGCCCAUGAGGAAUGGCCGUAAGAGUUUCUUGAGGCCCGAUCAUCGGGGUAAUAUCUGCAUUUGAUGAGGGUAACUCCUCAAUCGACUCGAUCGCCAAUAAAGGAGUAGAAGUAGGAGCGGUUAUAGGUGGCUUGGAUUGUUGACCGGAUGGUUUGGGGUCGAGCAACACCUGAUCCAGGUCACACUUUCGUCGCUCCGGAAACGUUAUCGAAUAUCGGUCUCUCCUUAGCUGAAAACACUUGUUAGACAGACAGUGAAAAGGGGAGGGGGGGACCUUGGCUUGAUACGAACCUGGAUGGUGUACUUUGAGUGAGGAAACAUUGUCUCUAGCGUGUCCUUCAACUCAUGGGCGCUGACAUGCCGGGAGUGUAUUUCUAUAAUCACGCCGCCUUUUGCUUGCUCCUGGAACUCUGCCCACUUUGGGAUCACUAGUAACUUUUGGGAAACAACCAUUGUAGGUGAGAAAUUGUUAGGGGUAUUGAGAAUUCUAAUAGAAAGGUCAAAAUCAAGUGCAAUGAACCUUCCACCGCUUGGGUAUCGAAGCGGAGGUUUAAGGAGGGAUUUCAGCGAUGCUAGGGCACAGUAGUGACCGAAAUAAAAUGUAUAACGGCGAGGUUGAGCGG
Neurospora crassa OR74A is the source of this 2222-nucleotide messenger RNA. RefSeq lists its product as hypothetical. Gene Ontology annotation, molecular function: 3'(2'),5'-bisphosphate nucleotidase activity. The transcript has a single exon. The record is from RefSeq and is a predicted model, not a curated record. Gene Ontology annotation, biological process: sulfate assimilation. NCBI's taxonomy places the organism in Eukaryota, Fungi, Ascomycota, Sordariomycetes, Sordariales, Sordariaceae. The coding region runs from base 164 to 1342 and encodes 392 amino acids.